ACCGUCCAUGUCUGAUAGAAACCGUUGAAGACACACUGGCCUCUGCGGAGCGCCUGAUGCCGCGGGGAUUCCGCCUCUUUCUCCGCUUACAACAUGGAUUUCAACGUGAGGAAACUCGCUACAGAUGCUGGGAUAUUCUUUUCACGAGCCGUUCAGUUUACAGAGGAGAAACUGGGACAGGCUGAGAAGACCGAGCUGGACACUCACUUUGAGAAUCUGCUGUCCAGAGCUGACUGCACCAAAAACUGGACCGAGAAAAUCUACAGACAGACUGAGGUUGUGCUUCAGCCAAACCCUGGUGCUCGCAUCGAAGAGUUCCUGUAUGAAAAGCUUGACCGGAAGGUUCCACCGCGGCCCACUAAUGGAGAGAUCUUAGGCCAGUUCAUGCUGGAGGCAGCGAAGGAGUUUGGACCAGGAACCCCGUACGGAAGCACCCUAAUCAAAGUGGGCGACUGUCAGAGGAGACUGGGUGGCGCUGAGAGAGAGUAUCUGCAGACCUCAUCCAUUAGCUUCCUCACACCCCUACGCAACUUUCUGGAGGGCGACUGGAGGACCAUUUCUAGAGAGCGGAGACUUCUAGAGAAUCGGCGCUUGGAUCUCGACUCCUGUAAAGCACGACUCAAGAAGGCCAAAGCAGCAGAGGCCAAAGCGGCUGCUGUUCCAGACUUUCAAGAGACAAGACCGCGUAAUUAUGUGCUGUCUGCCAGUGCAUCUGCACUCUGGAAUGAGGAGCUUGAUAAAGCGGAGCAUGAAUUGCGUGUUGCUCAGACAGAGUUUGACAGACAGGCUGAGGUCACCAGACUGCUCCUGGAGGGCAUCAGCAGCACGCACGUGAAUCACCUGCGCUGCCUGUGUGAGUUUGCGGAAGCGCAGGCGAUGUAUUACAGCCAGUGUCACAAGUACAUGCUGGAGCUGCAGAGAGAGCUGGGCAGUUGCAGUGGAGACAUAAGAUGCCCCGACUCUUUGGAUGUGAAUUCCCUCCCCGCCGGCAGCCCGACGGAUCCGUCUGCCUUCCUGCCACUCAGUUCUCCGUCUCCGCUGGAAACAGAUGCUCUGCAGAUUGAAGAAGUUCAGCCGCCCGCCAGCGGCACACGCAAGGCCAAAGUGCUGUAUGACUAUGACGCUGCAGACUCCAGUGAGCUCUCGCUGCGGGCAGAUGAGCUCAUCACCGUGUACACAGUGCCUGGAAUGGACUCUGAUUGGCUGAUUGGAGAGCGAGGAAACCUGAAGGGGAGGGUGCCUGUUACAUAUCUGGAGCUGUUGAGCUAAAGAGGCGUGACACGCACAUAUACGUACACACGCGCACAUAUGCAUAUAUACACACACACACACACACACACAUGCACACAGUUUCCAGCUUUAACACCCAGCUAUGAGCAAACGGAAUCAUGGACACUUAUGAGAUCAACCCAUGUGUACAUCUCUUUACUGAAAAUCAAACUAUUGUGUGUUUACAUGCAUGCCAAUGGGAUACUGAUUGACUGGGGCUUCAUUUUUCUCUUUGAUUUUAAUAUUUAAGAUGUUCAACUCUCUGCCAUUUUUAAAAUUAUUUUGGAAGAGUGAUAUCACUUGGUAAUAUUAAAAUCCAUCACUUUUUAAUACUAAACAUUAAACCCUUAUAAAUGAAUAAAUAAUGGGACUAGUCAGGAUUCUAAUUCAUAAAACAUCUCAUUUUUUGAAAUCAUUAAAUCACACAAAUACUCACCAGUGCAAAACAAAUCUCAGAAAUAAUAAUUCAUUCACAAAUGCCUGAAACGUCCACUCAUUGUGAGCACAUGUAUGUGUGUAUGUGCCUGUUUUCUGCACUAAAAUCUGUCCUGUGGUCAGUCAGAAUGACUUUCCUACCUUCAGUAUACAGUUAACAAUCUUGAUUCAGCUUGUCCUGAAAGCUGAUGACAGAUAUAAGCUCAAUAUUAAAUGUUCAAAGGUCAUUUAGCACUAACGUAUUUGCACUGUUUGGCAACUUUGUUUUAUAGCAGACCUCCAUAAGCCUGAAUUAAACACGGCCUUAACCGCAUCUCAUGCAGACAGAUGUAAUGUAAUGAGCUACAGCUAAUAAUGUCUACAGUAGCAUCACUAUUAAAAAUAUCCUGUGGAGUGACCAUGUGAUAGAGAUCAGAAUAUGAAUGUUGAUCUCCAGCCUUAAAGUCUUCAUAAAACUUGUUUUUCUUGCAUGUGGAACUUGACAGUGCAAUAAUACCUGCUCAUGCUCAGAAAAUGUACAGUUGCUCUGCUUUAAGUGCCACUUAAGUUAGAAAUAUUUUGAAAUCUCCUUUAAUUAGACAAAAUCGUAUGAAGUAUCUCCAUCUUAAGACCCAUUUUGGCAUGAUUUAGAGUUUUACAGUAACUAUUAUUGUUUAGAAAUGUGCUGUUGCCACAUUAAAUUGUUCUUUUAAAGGAAUAAUUCACCCAAAAAUGAAAAUUUGCACAUAAUUUCCUCACUCUCAGGCCAUCCAAUGUGAGUUUGUUUCUUCAUCAGAUUUGGAGAAAUUUAGCAUUCCAUCACUUGCUCACCAACACAUCCUCUGCAGUGAAUGGGUGCCAUCAGAAUGAGAGUUGAUAAAAACAUCACAAGUAAUCCACACCACUCCAGUCCAUCAGUUAACAUCUUGAGAAGCCAAAAGCUGCGUGUUUGUAAGAAACAAAUACAUUGACAUUUUUAACUUUAAAUAAUUGUUUCCUGUCAAAAUAUGAGUCCAUAGUCCACAAUAGUCCAUAGCAUCUCUUGCAUGAAAUGAGCUGUUUUGAACUGUCUUGGCUUGUAAACGGUGCUUGAUCUGUGCAGAUUUCUCUCCUGGUUCAGACCAGACCACUUUUUAUUAUUAUUAUUAAGCAACAAAUAGUCUUGAUGGAUUUGUUUCUUUUGAACAUGCAGCUUUUGUCUCAAGAUGUUAACUGAUGGACUGGAGUGGUGUGGAUUAUUGUGAUGUUUUUAUCAGCUGUUUGGACUCUCAUUCUGACGGCACCCAUUCACUGCAGAGCAUCCAUUACUGAGACACUGAUGGAAUGCUGCAUUUCUCCAAAUCUGAUGAAGAAACAAACUCCUCUUUAUCUCAGAUGUUUUUAUCAAACUUUCAUUUUUGCCUGAACUGUUUUUUUAGUCUCAUCUACUGAUUUAAAUGUGUUUAGCUUUGUUUUGUGUCCGGCUCAGCACUUGAGAUCACUGCAGCUACAGAGCAAUGCAUGAGUUUCAUGACCUCUCAGACUAUUCUGACUGAUGUACUUUAUAAUAAUAAUAACACUAAUGCGAUUUUAUUUAUUUAUAUGGUACAUCAUUUCUGAAAACCAAGGUUGCUUGAUGUGCGUUGAUGUAAACCAUACUUGAUUUAUUUAUGCCAUAAUGAACUGCACUGCACAAUUUUUUUCAUUAAUUUUAGACCUUUUUUAGCUUUAGAGUUUGGCUUCAUAGCUUACUUCAUCUUUAUUUAUUUUGUUAGUGUCAAAGUGCAGCUAAACGUUAUUUAGAUAUUUUGUUCAGUGCAGUAUUUAAUGUUUUAUGUUACUUCUGAUGUUUUUAUUCUUUUAACUUUAUUGUAAAUCAUUAUGGAUUAUGUAUGUAUAAUGGCCAAAAUGAAUUCAUGAAGAAAUGAACCCAUUUAAAGCCAACAUGGUAAUUUCUUUUCUUCUGAGAGGAAGCUCUUGUUUAUGACGCCCUCUGUUGGUCAUUUCUUGUUUUUCCAGCUCUGUUUUGCUCUUCAUUGUAUUUAAUGGCGACUCUCCAAGCC
Molecule: messenger RNA, 3725 nt
Organism: Onychostoma macrolepis
Lineage: Eukaryota; Metazoa; Chordata; Actinopteri; Cypriniformes; Cyprinidae
Gene: sh3glb2a
Product: SH3-domain GRB2-like endophilin B2a
Exons: 12
Coding region: 94-1269 (391 amino acids)
Biological process (GO): membrane organization
Cellular component (GO): cytoplasm; membrane
Molecular function (GO): protein binding
Source: RefSeq, a predicted model, not a curated record